UUUUUUUUUCUUUUUGUUUCUUUCCUUCUUUUUCCCACACGAAAAAAAAACCUACAAAAGAAUGUCUUCCACUUUUAUUGAUCAUAUUAACACACAUAACCUAAACAACUCAAAGGAUGUUAUCCUUGAGGAUGAAGAAAAAGAAAGCUUUUCUGACGAGUUUUCCAGAAAAUGCUCUAUUGAUAUUCACGGACAACCCGUGAGCUCCGAUAUUCUGGUGGCGCUUCUUGAUCGACCUGGGGAAAUGAAGCAAUUGGCAGCCCGUAAUGCUCAGUUCUAUGAAUCAUUGGAGCACUAUAUUACAGAGACUCAAGGAGAGGCAGCCUGGCAAAAGUUUCAAGACUUGGUUUACAAACCUCGAGAAAAGUUACCCGAUCGCGCUUGGAUGAACCAAAUCAGCCAAUACUUAGUUCAUAACCCUAUAUUUCUGUCCCGCUUUAAAGACACGGUUGGUUAUGAAAAUGAGGACGAAAACCUCUUUGUUUCCGCUCCACCUCCUCAUAAACUGUCAACUUCAAGUAGUACGGGCUCUAACAGUGGUCGCCGCAGAAGCCGUCGAUUGUCCAACAUGAGUCUUGGCGAUAUCCUGGAUCAUGAUGAGGAUUCCGUACUGGAAGAAGACGCUCCAAACGUUCCGGAAGGUAUGUUUUCUAAUGAAGACCAAUUUUACCAGCAACACGGCAACCGAAGACGUCGCUCGUCUUACCACUCUAUCCAAUCAGAGCCUCAUCCUACAUUUGUAGAAUCCAAAAUUGACGAAGUGGACGAAGUGGAGGAUCGUCAGGAUAAUUAUCAAGGUGGAGAUGAGAGUGAUCAUUUAGGUGAUCUUUUGGAUAGUGACAGCAGCGAUGAUGAUGAUGAUAAUCGUGACCAAAAUCGGGCAAAAGAUAUCGGAGCGGGAUAUUCCACACCUCAUCACGUCACACACACUUAUGCCGAUAAGGAUUUGAUCAAGUUGAGAGAACACCCUGAUUUUCAAGCCAAUUUGCCUUAUUCACAUCCCGCGUUCUUUCGCAAGGCUAAACAGUUAUUGUCUUUGGGUGAAACUGCACAUCAUUUCUCAGCUACAAUCCGUCGAAACUCUAUCUUGGAAGAUGCAAUGCCACCAAGUCCAGUCACCGAAUUAGAGGAACCACGAUAUCAAACAUGCUAUUCUGAAGAGCAAGAUGAUGCUGACUGUAAGUUAACCCGUCUUAUAUGCUGUACAAGAAGAAAACAGCCUGACGAUGUAGCUUGGAUGAAUGGUGUUAUGGAGGCAUUGGAAGGAUGGCCUGAGUUGAUUGAUCGUUUGCAUGAUAUUAUAAAUGAAUCCCUGGCGGAUUAAAUACUCGUAUACCAUGAAUAAAAAGGUGUGUAUUAACAAACAUGGAAUUAGCUGUUUUUUAUAUUUAUUUUGGUAUAUCAAGAGGUGUGUGUGUGUGUGUGUGUGUGU
This is a messenger RNA of Mucor mucedo, 1432 nucleotides long. RefSeq lists its product as uncharacterized. The record is from RefSeq and is a predicted model, not a curated record. The coding region runs from base 62 to 1324 and encodes 420 amino acids. NCBI's taxonomy places the organism in Eukaryota, Fungi, Mucoromycota, Mucoromycetes, Mucorales, Mucoraceae. The transcript has a single exon.